AUGAUGGUAUUUCCUGAGGUUGAAGAGUUGAUCAAAAAGGCCACGGGAUGCCAAAGGGUUGUGACCACUGUCGCUCUUAUGCGAGGUGAUCUGUACUCAGAGCCUGUGGUUUCUGGCGCUCAAGGCGACGCUCAACCGAGUGAAAGUGUAGAAUCAUCCGGCGACUCUGUCCCACAACAUCAAGAUGAUCCAAUAUCAAUAGCAACCUACGGGAAGAGUUGUCCACCUAUUAUCGGAAACCGACCGGGAGAUCGCAAGUCUCCUGCCCCAAAGUUCAUAUCGACUAUACAUCGCGCGGAACCCGGCAUCACAUUCGAAAGCAUCAUCAUGAUCUAG
Messenger RNA from Penicillium angulare, 336 nucleotides. RefSeq lists its product as uncharacterized. The transcript has a single exon. The record is from RefSeq and is a predicted model, not a curated record. NCBI's taxonomy places the organism in Eukaryota, Fungi, Ascomycota, Eurotiomycetes, Eurotiales, Aspergillaceae. Bases 1 to 336 code for a protein of 111 amino acids.